UCAAAUAUUAUUACUCAAACAGAAGGUGUUCGUGAAAAAUUUGAAAAAAUUUUCCCUUCUGCUGUAACAUACAUAUGUGAUUCGUUGUCUACAACACGAAGCAAAAGGAAUAGACUCUUAUCAUUACCAUUUAUUGGAAAUGAUACAUAAACUGUUGAGCAACGUUCGACCAGGAGUUCUUGAGAAAAUAACGACAACCGAAACUGGCAUUAUAGCUUGUAUUUGGUUUCCAAUUCCCUUCGUUGGCGAUUUCAACACCCAAAUGAUGGCGCUGCGUUUACUAGUCAUGUUUCUAAAGUGUGUAGAUUCAAAAAGCUUUCAAAAUGAACUUGAUAAGAUUCGAGGUGUACCCAAAUCUUUCAUGAAGAAUGAGCCGACCGCGGCAAUAUCUGUUGGAAAUUUUCAUACAGCCGAAUUCGAAAAGAUCGAUGAUAUAUCGUCGCAUAUGAUGCGGCAAUUGCCUUUGGCUGAUGGCUUGAUUGGUCGCUAUUCGCUUGGCCCGAAAGCGUAA
Messenger RNA from Anastrepha ludens (Mexican fruit fly), 511 nucleotides. RefSeq lists its product as uncharacterized. The transcript is spliced from 3 exons. The record is from RefSeq and is a predicted model, not a curated record. NCBI's taxonomy places the organism in Eukaryota, Metazoa, Arthropoda, Insecta, Diptera, Tephritidae. Bases 140 to 511 code for a protein of 123 amino acids.